Messenger RNA from Podospora bellae-mahoneyi, 1672 nucleotides. RefSeq names its product ligase of succinyl-coa (gene LSC1). Gene Ontology annotation, biological process: tricarboxylic acid cycle. NCBI's taxonomy places the organism in Eukaryota, Fungi, Ascomycota, Sordariomycetes, Sordariales, Podosporaceae. The coding region runs from base 355 to 1353 and encodes 332 amino acids. The record is from RefSeq and is a predicted model, not a curated record. Gene Ontology annotation, molecular function: succinate-CoA ligase (ADP-forming) activity; succinate-CoA ligase (GDP-forming) activity. Gene Ontology annotation, cellular component: mitochondrion; succinate-CoA ligase complex (ADP-forming). The transcript has 6 exons.
UCGGCCCAAUGUGUAGGGCGAGCGUGCCGCAAGGUGUACCCGGACAUCGGAAAAACACUACCACCGUCGCAGCAGGGACCUAGAUUGCCGGCCAAUGGGGGCGGUGUGGAUCCAUGCUGUCAAAGAUGGGGAUGCGGUUGGUUCCCUGAAGCUGCCAAGAGCGGGAGACAUUUUUGGACAUGGUAGGCUGUUGGAGAAAUGACGGUGCACUCGACCUCGUGAACUGAAAGAUACCGACGACAUUUACCGUUGAUAUUUCCCAUUGACCUUCCCCCGUCUCCCCCUUCCCGCCGCUAUUACUGCGACUUUCCUCCUCUAUAUUCCUGUCUGCAGUACACACACACAUCAAACAAAAUGCAGGCCUUCAGACAAUCAAAGCCCGCCGGCAACCUCUUGCGCCAGCUCGCCCAGCGCAGCUACAGCUCGAACGCUAGCCCCUACGCCAGCACCAUCAACAACCUGCGCAUCAACAGCGACACCAAGGUCCUCUUCCAGGGUUUCACUGGCAAGCAGGGAACUUUCCACGCGCAGCAGGCGAUUGACUAUGGAACCAAGGUUGUUGGUGGCACAAACCCCAAGAAGGCUGGACAGGAGCAUCUUGGCCUGCCCGUCUUUGCCAAUGUCAGCGACGCUGUGAAGGAGACUGGCGCGACCGCUACCGCCAUCUUCGUGCCACCCCCACUCGCUGCCGCUGGUAUCGAGGAGGCCGUUGCCGCCGAGAUUCCCCUCGUUGUGUGCAUUACGGAAGGGAUCCCCCAGCAUGACAUGGUUCGCAUCACCUCAAUCCUCAAGUCGCAGAACAAGACCCGCCUGGUGGGCCCCAACUGCCCCGGUAUCAUUGCUCCCGGUCAGUGCAAGAUCGGCAUCAUGCCUGGUUUCAUUCACAAGCGCGGCCGCAUCGGUAUCGUCAGCAGAUCCGGUACCCUCACCUACGAGGCCGUCAACCAGACCACCCAGGCUGGUCUCGGUCAGUCCCUCGUCGUCGGUAUCGGUGGUGACCCCUUCAGCGGCACCAACUUCAUCGACUGCCUCAAGGUCUUCCUCGAGGACGGCGAGACUGAUGGUAUCAUCAUGAUCGGUGAGAUUGGUGGUUCCGCCGAGGAGGAGGCUGCCGACUUCCUCAAGCAGUACAACACCGUCAACGGCGGCAAGCCCGUUGUCUCUUUCAUUGCCGGUAUCUCUGCUCCCCCCGGCCGCCGCAUGGGUCACGCCGGUGCCAUCGUCGCCGGUGGUAAGGGUGAUGCCAACUCCAAGAUCAAGGCCCUCGAGGCUGCCGGUGUUGUUGUCGAGCGCUCGCCCGCCAGCUUGGGCAAGGCCCUCCGUGACGAGUUCGUCAGACGUGACCUCCUUUAAAAGAACGAAGUCAUAGGUGAAAUGCCAUGCUAGUUUCUUGCUAGCCACUCACUGUACAUGUUUUUUCUACUUUUGUUUAACAGCAAGCGGGUGCGGUUCAGUACAUCAGGGCGGGGGGUUUACUAGAGAGGAUUAACUUUUGGGCGCCGGGACACUUCGGACGAAGAGAUACUGCGUGUGUGAUACAGCCGCUGUUGCCCCUUGAUGCAUUUUAUCAUAUCCUUGAAUCUUUAUAGACUGGCGGUGGCGGGGGGUUAACGGCGGGCUUGGGGGUCAUACCUAAUCUGUCGUGUCAUAUGUUGUGACCGAAUCAUGAAAG